AUGCUUUUCAAACGAAACAAACAAGCAGGUGUUUUCACAUCAAAUAUCAAUAGCAAUAGUACCACAAGUGGAGGUGAAAGAACCAUUAAACGCGUCCAUAGUGCCAGAAACUUAUUCAAAAAACUCACUAUCUCAACACCUGUAUCUUUAGCUGAACAACGAAACGAACGUAAUGAUCAUCUUGUCUACCACCACAACCAAAACCAUUAUCUCCCUCAUACCCCUGAUACAGGAUCAUUCAAUCAACACAGCCGCAACAACAGCAACAAUAACAGCAGUAGCAAUAAUAAUAAUAAUAAUAAUUACAACAACAACCAAUAUACAGAUGUAAGAACUGCAGGCACUAACAUCUUUUCAACCCCAUCCCAGCCUAGUUUACCACUCACUGAUAAUUCUUCAAUAAUUCCACCACUGGAACCAAUACCAGAUAUCAAUGAUUUCGAAAACGACUCGAUAUUUGCAUUGUACACACCUCGAAAACCCGUCAUUGCCAACAACCAACUACCACGUAUGGACUCACAAUGUGCCAGCCUUCUCGACCAAUUGGACGGACCACCACUUACAUCUACUUCUUCGCAUGUAUCUCACAUUUCCAAAGUCUCAUGCAACUCCCACAACUUCCACAACUUCCACAACUCCCACAACUCCGACCACUAUGCUGGCCUGGCAACUCUGAACCAACCUAUAACCAUGUGUGAGGGUGAAAUAAGUACUUCAACAUCCUUGGAACACACGCCAACAAAAGAUACCGACGCAAUCUCAAUCACUGAUGCUAAUAUCCAAAUAUACAAAAGAGCACAUGUAAAAUCAAAGAGCAAUAGUCUUCAUUUAAUCGAAGGUGCUUUCAAAGUAAAUGCAAAUGGAUCACCGGUACGGCUAGUGAAGAAAUCAACAACAACCCACAUUACAUCCAUACCUAACCUGAAAAGUGAAAAACUCAAAGAGGUAAGGAAAGAUACAACUGAAAACAAAAUUGUAAUCACACCUGUUGAUGCAGAACCUGUGGAAAGUUUAGAUGCUAAUCUCGAGUCGAUAUACCAAUUUGAGAUGAUGCUACUCAAAGACAAACACCACUACGAGCUUAAACAACAACAACGAGAAAUACGCAAUCUCCGCAAGAAAUUACAACAACAAACGUUGCUCUGUCACGAUCUCACAAAUAGACUUGCUUCUUACGAACUGGUCAAUCCAUCACCAUCAUAUUCUUACCCAUAUCCAUCUUCUUCUUCUGUUUCACCACUCCCACCUCCACCUCCACCGCCAGCACAACAACAACAACAAUUAUCGAGGACAGCUCCACCAUCGUUGGUAGUGGUGCUGCUGCUGCAAUUAUUGCCUCCUUUUAAGUUGGAGAAGCCCAAAUCUGGCUAUGCUUCAUCUAUUUCAUCACAAGAUUCGUUAAUGAGCUUCAAUGGCACAGGUCUUAAAGCUACUUAA
Molecule: messenger RNA, 1437 nt
Organism: Lodderomyces elongisporus
Lineage: Eukaryota; Fungi; Ascomycota; Pichiomycetes; Serinales; Debaryomycetaceae
Exons: 1
Coding region: 1-1437 (478 amino acids)
Source: RefSeq, a predicted model, not a curated record